This is a messenger RNA of Truncatella angustata, 258 nucleotides long. RefSeq lists its product as uncharacterized. Bases 1 to 258 code for a protein of 85 amino acids. The transcript has 2 exons. The record is from RefSeq and is a predicted model, not a curated record. Lineage: Eukaryota; Fungi; Ascomycota; Sordariomycetes; Amphisphaeriales; Sporocadaceae.
AUGUCGGGUUUCAACAACGGUCCCGUGAGCCAGAGCGGCCAGGCACAAAACAUCAUUGAUGAGCAGAAGUCCAACUUCGGCUCCACAGUACAAGCUGAAAUUGGUGCCAACGCCGGGGCUUCUGGCGAGGCUAUCAAGGAUAAGAUCGACGAUGCAGUACCCAAAGGGCCUAAGAAGGCCGAUGCGUCCAGCGGCGGUAGGGUGCAGGUUGCCGAGACGGGCGACUUGCACGAUCUGGCAGCCAGGAGGCAAUCCUAA